AAUCUCGAAAAUCGAACGCUUAUCUGUCAAACAUAUAUGCACCUACUACCGAUAGUGCGUUUGACAUUUAAUUAGUUUCUGUUUUUCCCAAGUAACAAAUGCAAUAAAAUAAAUAUCAACACAAAAAAAUAUAUAGGAAUUUUAAAAAUAUUAUUAAAUUCGUCAUGCUUGUUUUAGUAUUGGGAGAUUUACACAUUCCACAUAGAUGUAGUAGUCUUCCAAGUAAAUUUAAGAAAUUAUUGGUGCCUGGUAGAAUACAACAUAUUCUAUGUACAGGUAAUCUUUGUACAAAAGAAUCAUAUGAUUAUUUGAAAACAUUAGCCAGUGAUGUUCAUGUUGUUAGAGGAGACUUUGAUGAGAAUUUAAAUUAUCCAGAACAAAAAGUAGUCACUGUUGGUCAAUUUAGAAUAGGUUUGUCGCAUGGACAUCAAGUGGUACCAUGGGGAGAUCCAGAAUCAUUAGCUUUAAUUCAAAGACAAUUAGAUGUUGAUAUUUUAAUAUCAGGCCACACACAUAAAUUUGAAGCAUAUGAGCAUGAAAAUAAAUUUUAUAUUAAUCCUGGUUCUGCAACAGGGGCAUAUAAUCCUCUUGACACGUCAGUUAUUCCAUCUUUUGUUCUAAUGGAUAUUCAAAGUUCAACAGUUGUAACUUAUGUCUAUCAACUUGUUGGUGAUGAAGUAAAAGUUGAACGAAUUGAAUACAAAAAGAAUUAAAAUACAU
Messenger RNA from Frieseomelitta varia, 720 nucleotides. It is a transcript of the gene Vps29, whose product is annotated as vacuolar protein sorting-associated protein 29. NCBI's taxonomy places the organism in Eukaryota, Metazoa, Arthropoda, Insecta, Hymenoptera, Apidae. The transcript is spliced from 4 exons. Gene Ontology annotation, cellular component: retromer complex; endosome. Bases 165 to 713 code for a protein of 182 amino acids. Gene Ontology annotation, biological process: intracellular protein transport; retrograde transport, endosome to Golgi. The record is from RefSeq and is a predicted model, not a curated record.